AUGGCGGAGCGUGGUUACAGCUUUUCGCUGACUACAUUCAGCCCGUCUGGUAAACUUGUCCAGAUAGAAUAUGCUUUGGCUGCUGUAGCUGGAGGAGCUCCUUCAGUGGGAAUUAAAGCUGCAAAUGGCGUGGUCUUGGCAACUGAGAAGAAACAGAAAUCCAUUCUGUAUGAUGAGCGAAGUGCCCACAAAGUGGAACCAAUCACCAAGCAUAUAGGUUUGGUGUAUAGUGGAAUGGGCCCAGAUUACAGGGUACUUGUGCACAGAGCUCGAAAACUAGCUCAACAGUACUAUCUCGUUUACCAAGAACCUAUUCCCACAGCUCAACUGGUACAGAGAGUAGCUUCUGUGAUGCAGGAAUAUACCCAGUCAGGUGGUGUUCGCCCAUUUGGAGUUUCUUUACUUAUCUGUGGUUGGAAUGAGGGACGGCCAUAUUUAUUUCAGUCAGAUCCAUCUGGAGCUUACUUUGCCUGGAAAGCCACAGCAAUGGGAAAGAACUAUGUGAAUGGGAAAACUUUCCUUGAGAAAAGAUAUAAUGAAGAUCUGGAACUUGAAGAUGCCAUUCAUACAGCCAUAUUAACCCUAAAGGAAAGCUUUGAAGGGCAGAUGACAGAAGAUAAUAUAGAAGUUGGAAUCUGCAACGAAGCCGGAUUUAGGAGGCUUACCCCAACUGAAGUUAAGGAUUAUUUGGCUGCCAUUGCAUAA
Rangifer tarandus platyrhynchus (Svalbard reindeer) is the source of this 705-nucleotide messenger RNA. The record is from the annotation of a GenBank genome assembly. Lineage: Eukaryota; Metazoa; Chordata; Mammalia; Artiodactyla; Cervidae.